This is a messenger RNA of Anas platyrhynchos (mallard), 2736 nucleotides long. RefSeq names its product prolyl endopeptidase FAP. Gene Ontology annotation, molecular function: dipeptidyl-peptidase activity; serine-type endopeptidase activity. NCBI's taxonomy places the organism in Eukaryota, Metazoa, Chordata, Aves, Anseriformes, Anatidae. Gene Ontology annotation, cellular component: plasma membrane. The record is from RefSeq and is a predicted model, not a curated record. Gene Ontology annotation, biological process: proteolysis.
GAACUUCCCCGAAAGCCUGUUUCUAAUUUUAUGGAAACCCUUUGAAAUUUGGCACAGUUUACACAAGUAUGUAGGAAAAAAAAAAAAAAAAAAAAAAAAGUCUGCCAGAGGUUUGGCCUCCAACUGUGAAAACAGACACUGCCUUCUCAAACUCCUCUCCUAGAUCCACUGACCAACACCCAGAAAAGAGAAUUUGCAUUCUUUUAGAAUACAGCAGGAAAAUGAAGACCCGGCUAAAAGUAAUAUUUGGCGUGGUUAUAUGCCUUUUGCUUUCCUUAUUACUUAUGUGUAUUAUACUGCUUCCAUCAAAAGUUGUCAACACAGAUGAUGAUCCUAGAGCUCUUACAUUGGAUGAUUAUUUAAAUGGAAACUUUCAAUAUAAGACAUUUUUUCCUUAUUGGGUGUCAGAUAAUGAAUAUCUUCAUCAGUCUGCAGAAGAUGAUAUUAUUCUUUACAACGUUGAACUGAACUACCUAACUACUAUCAUGACUAAUAGCACAAUGAAACAAGUUAAUGCUUCAAAUUAUGUGUUGUCAUCAGACAAAUACUUCAUGGCUCUGGAGAGCAAUUAUUCAAAGCUGUGGAGAUAUUCUUAUACAGCAUCAUACCACAUUUAUGAUCUCAUUUAUGGUGGUUUUGUAACAGAAAACCAGCUUCCACAUAAAAUUCAGUAUAUAUCCUGGUCACCCGUUGGACACAAAUUGGCAUAUGUUUAUCAGAAUAAUAUAUAUUUGAAACAAAGUCCAAGAGAGGCACCAAUUAAAUUAACUGGUGAUGGAAAAGAGAAUGAAAUAUUUAAUGGGAUUCCAGAUUGGGUCUAUGAAGAGGAAAUGCUAGCAACAAAAUAUGCAAUGUGGUGGUCUCCGAGUGGAAGGUAUUUAGCAUACGUACAAUUUAAUGAUUCCGACAUACCAGUUAUUGAAUAUUCAUAUUUUGGUGAGGACCAGUAUCCCAGAAAAAUAAUUAUCCCAUACCCAAAGGCUGGUGCUAAAAAUCCUACUGUUAAAGUGUUUAUUGUAGACACUACUAACACUGAAGCAUUUGGUCCUAAAGAGGUCCCAGUUCCUGCAGCAAUAGCAUCAAGUGAUCAUUAUUUUACUUGGCUUACUUGGGUAACAGAUAGUCGAGUCUGUGUGCAAUGGCUAAAGAGAAUCCAGAAUUUUUCAGUCUUAGCUAUUUGUGACUUCAAAGAACAUUCAAAUACUUGGGACUGUCCAGAGAGUCAACAGCACAUAGAAGAGAGUCAAACAGGAUGGGCAGGCGGAUUCUUUGUAUCUACACCAUAUUUUACAUCAGACAGCAGUUCAUACUACAAAAUUUUUAGUGACAAAAAUGGUUAUAAGCAUAUUCAUUACAUCAAUGGCUCUGUGGAGAAUGCAAUCCAAAUUACUAGUGGAGAAUGGGAAGCAAUAUACAUUUUCAGAGUAACAAAUGAUGCAAUUUUCUACUCAAGUAAUGAAUUUGAAGGCUAUCCAGGAAGAAGAAAUAUUUACAAACUCAGUAUUGGAAGUAAACCUAUCAGAAAACUGUGUAUUACUUGUAAUUUAAGGAAAGAGAGAUGCCAAUAUUAUACAGCAAGGUUCAGUGAACGUUCUAAGUAUUAUGCGUUGAUCUGUUAUGGUCCUGGGAUUCCUAUUUCCACUCUUUUUGAGAACCAGGGUGAUAGAGAGCUCAGAAUAUUAGAAGACAACUGGGAACUGCAGUCUUCUUUGCAAAAGAUCAAACUGCCGAAAGAAGAAAUUAACAAACUUGAAGUGGAUGGUAUAACUUUGUGGUACAAAAUGCUUCUGCCCCCACAAUUUGAUAGAUCCAAGAAGUACCCACUACUCAUUCAGGUGUAUGGAGGACCUUGCAGUCAGAAUGUAAAGGACACAUUUAGCAUUAGCUGGAUAACCUAUCUUGCAAGCAAAGAGGGAAUUAUUGUUGCCCUAGUGGAUGGCAGAGGGACAGCAUAUCGAGGUGACAAGAUUUUGCAUGCAGUAUAUCGAAGACUAGGAGUCUAUGAAGUUGAGGACCAAAUAUCAGCAGUGAAGAAAUUUAUAGAAAUGGGUUUUAUUGAUGAGAAACGAAUAGCAAUAUGGGGAUGGUCCUAUGGUGGAUACGUAACUUCUCUGGCACUUGGAUCUGGCAGUGGAGUAUUUAAAUGUGGAAUGGCUGUGGCUCCUGUUUCCAGCUGGGAAUAUUACGCAUCUAUCUACACAGAACGAUUUAUGGGUCUUCCUGUAGAGUCCGAUAAUCUUGAGCACUACAAGAAUUCAACUGUGAUGGCAAGAGCAAAGAAUUUCCAAAACGUGGAGUAUCUCCUCAUCCAUGGAACAGCAGAUGAUAAUGUACAUUUCCAGAACUCAGCACAAAUUGCAAAAGCUCUGGUUAACGCACAAGUGGAUUUCCAGGCAAUGUGGUAUACUGAUGAGAACCAUGGAAUUCCAGGCCUUUCCAGCAAACACCUCUACACACAUAUGACCCAUUUCCUCAAACAAUGUUUUUCUUUGUCAGAAUAGAUGAGCUCUUCAGAGCAUGCUAAGGCAUCUGAUACAUCUCUGGGAGAAUGCAAUGAUAACAGUGCCUGGGUUAUGUAGUUUUUAGGUGGAUUGAUAGCAGGAACUCUGAAGUUAAAAACUUGAUGUUUACAUCCAUUUUUUAUAUUGUAUAUUAGCAGAUGUUGUGCUAAUACAUGUUUUGGCACAUUUAACACCUGUUGGAUAGAAAAAAAUAAAAUCAGAAUGUAACAUGGUA